GGCAGGGAGUACAGUCCGCCACAACGCGGUAGCCAUCAUCUAAUCGUCCACGCGGAGAUCGUGUAUUGUUUCUCUCGGCUCAGCAGACACUACAGGACACGUAUCAGCAUGUCGCUCGACUUCGGCCUCAAAAACGUCCACGUCCUAGUGACCGGCGCCGCUGGCGGCAUAGGGCGCGAAAGUGUGCAGACAUUCGCCCAACUUGGCGCCACAAUCACCGCUCAUUGCCGCAGGCAACCGGACAACCUCCAAGGCUUUGAGGGAAUGUGCUUAGCUCAGGCCGAUGUUCGGGACGAGGCAUCAGUCAAUGAGCUCUUCGAAGCGGCCUAUUCGCACCACAACAAGCGGGUAAGCGUGCUUGUUGUUAAUCAUGGGAUUUGGGAAGGCGUCGAUGCGCCCAUUGCCGACAUGACCUUGGACCAGUGGCAGAACACGUUGGCAGUCAACCUGACAGGCGCUUUUCUGCUUUGUCGGGCAUUCCUGCAGCAGCUGAGGAAAGCGUCAGAGGAGGAGAAAGCCAGUGCCUGUAUCAUCUUCAUUGGGAGUACCGCGGGCAAGUUCGGCGAAGCCCAGCACGGCGACUACGCUGCUUCGAAAGCCGCAUUGAUGUACGGUCUUGUGCCGUCACUCAAGAACGAAAUCGUAGCCGUUGCGCCGCGAGGUCGUGUAAACGCGAUAAAUCCCGGCUGGGUAGCAACGCCCAUGGCUGAGGAGAAGCUUAAGGACGCUGCUUUCGUCGAGCGCGCGCUGGCCACGACGCCGCUUCAGAAAGUCGCCACGCCGGCGGACAUCGCGCGCCAGAUUGCUAUUAUCGCCAGUCCGACCUUGAGCGGCCAUGUGAACGGGAUGAACAUCAUGGUGGAUGGAGGAAUGGAAGGUCGACUGCUGUUUCCGCCAAGGCAUCGGUAGUUACGCCAUGUUCUGGCUUGAGCCCGUC
This is a messenger RNA of Baudoinia panamericana UAMH 10762, 937 nucleotides long. RefSeq lists its product as uncharacterized. Bases 109 to 909 code for a protein of 266 amino acids. NCBI's taxonomy places the organism in Eukaryota, Fungi, Ascomycota, Dothideomycetes, Mycosphaerellales, Teratosphaeriaceae. The record is from RefSeq and is a predicted model, not a curated record. The transcript has 4 exons.